AUGGAUUGGAAGAACCCGCAGCAGCGGCGACAGCAGUCGUCGGCCUCGUCUUCGUCUUCGUCAUCGAUCAAGAGGCUCCCAGAGACGCCCGCACCGCCGAGCAGCUCUAAAAGACGGGUCGGCGUCCCCCCACCACCACCUGGCGCGGCCGCGACCGCGCCCAUCUCGCCGGGCCAGGUCACUGCACUGGUGCGCGAGGCCCUCCAGAAGGCGCGCAUCGACGACGAGAACCGCGCUCCAGACUCGGACGGCCUGAAGCCGGGCAUCACGCUUGAUCUCACCCAAAAAAACAUCCCCGCCCUUCCCGACGAGGUUGUAGACAUCCUCCGCAAUAGCGUCGAGCGUCUGGCCCUCUCCCACAACUCCCUUGUCUCACUGCCCGCCCGCUUCGCCCGGUGCACCUCGCUGCGCUACUUGGCUGCCAGAAACAAUGCCUUCGAGGUGUUUCCGCUGCCGCUCUGCGAUCUCACCUCCCUGGAGUUCCUGGACCUGGGGCGGAACAAGCUGGAAGAGCUCCCCCCUGAGAUUGCUAAGCUCACUUCGCUCAAGGCCCUUGCUCUCCAGGAUAACAGAAUCAAGACGCUGCCUCUCGGCUUAGGUGACAUGAGCUCGCUGCAAAGGCUGAGACUGGACGGGAACCCCAUCAGCUUUCCUCCAAAGGAAGUUUUUGUAGUCCAGCGUUGGGACCUGGCCCCAAACGAGACGCUGUCCGAGAGUGUGUCGGAGUUGAUGUUGACGGACCAGAUCAAAAAGUAUCUGGGCCAGCGGCUGAACGCACAGGCCAUCGGCGGGGCCUCGGAAUCCGAAGCAGGAGAUGAUGAAUCUAGCGAGGGCGUCGACACACCACGCCUGCCCGCCAGAAGACCGGGCAGCCGCUUCCCAAUACGAGUCAAGGGCUCCGGCACCGCCGGAGCCUUGUCUCCCCCCGUGUCGAGGUCUCCGUCGCUGUCGAGGCCGCCGCCUAUCCCCGGCCGAUCGCUGUCUCAGUACACCAACACUUUGGCCCGGAAGCAGGGCAUUAUACCCCUGACCAUGGGUAAGUCCAACGAGAGCCUCCGGAGUAACCCCGAGCUGGUGAGGUCAUCGCUGGACGAAGAGCGAUCACAGAGCCGUUCCUCUACCCGUGCAGGUGAAGCCGUUGCCGCGGGUGGCAGACUGGCCCAACAGCCCGGUGCGGUCACUACAAGUGCCAGGGCAUACCGGACGAGCACUCAUUUCCGUGGUUUCAGCUAUAGCGGGGGCUUGACUCUCCAGAACCCCUUCAGCCCCGAAGACCCGUCUUUGCAGCGGCCGCUAUAUGUCAGGGCCCUUUCCGCGUUGCCUGUUCGCAAGUACCAGUCCCAGGCAGUCGACCCGGUGCUGGAAGUUUCCAAAGGCAUUCUAUAUUCGAUAUUUCAGCUGCACAUGGGAGUCCAGACUCUGAUGAGCCUCACCAACGAUGGCGGAGCUAGGCGGUCUAGCCUCGAGAUGGUAUUCUACAAUACCAAUGUUUACUUUGGAGAGCUUGAGCGGGCAAUUCAGGACUACGAGCUUUCGGCAGGCACUUGGGCCGGUACUCGAGAGCACGAGGGGAUGCAGCGGGCAUACGUCACCCUGAUUCAGGCUUAUGUCCACAUCUGCUCCCGGCUCACCGGCAGCGUCGACCUUCUCGUGGAUAAUGGUGAUCAGCGGUACAUGCGAACAUUCUUGUUGCUUCUUUACCACAGUGUUAUGGAAUUGCGUGCGACUAUCAGCACAUGGCUCGCGGCCCAGACCGCAGCACCUACACCGCACAGGCCGUCACCACCGCCUCGUGAGACUUUGCCAGCACCCAGGCCGCCCAUACCGCCCGCAGUCACUCCUGGGAGGUCCCCUAAGCGCCAGAUGCAGGUCAAGACAGAUAUACCGUACAACGUGGGCAUACUACGGCGGCCGGUGGCGCACGCCAGGACACCGCCAUCAAGCGAUUCCUUUUCGUCGUCCGUAUCUUCACAGGCCGAUCCGGCCAGCAGUGACGGAGACCAGCAAUUCGAGUGCUUCUUUGUGUCGCUCAAAACCGCAUCCGAGCUGGCCCAAGAGACUCUGCCGGGGCUCAAGAACCUCUUCGCUGGGGGACUCCGCAAGGCCCGCUCGGCCGAGGACACGGUCAGCUGGGAGCUCUUGCUCAAAAGGAGCGCCGCCGUCGCACAGCAGGAAGAGCCGCUACGUGCCCUCCUGUCGACGAUCCGGCUGCGCGACCCGAGCCUAGGCGCCCGCUCGCCGUUCUGGGGUCUCUGCCACAGCCUGUUUGUGUCUUGGGCCGAGCUGUGCGACCAGAUCAAGCUGGCGCUCGACACGAAGCUCAUCGUGCGGUUCCCGGCCGACACGGAGAUGGGGAUCCGCCAGAUCUCGCGCAACAUCAAGGACGGCAUGAGCCUCUGGGACGUCGUGCGGAGACAGGCAGCGGCUAGCAGCCUCGCCACCACCUCUUCUUCGGCUCGCUCUGGCAGCCCCGCGCGGAAAACCGACCAGGCCCUGCCCCUAACGCCGCAGAGCGCGGCGCUAGGGCCAGCCGUCCGCGCCACGAAGCCGUUCUCUCCUCCCUGA
This is a messenger RNA of Lasiosphaeria miniovina, 2565 nucleotides long. Its product is annotated as RAM signaling pathway protein-domain-containing protein. Gene Ontology annotation, molecular function: protein binding. The record is from RefSeq and is a predicted model, not a curated record. The coding region runs from base 1 to 2565 and encodes 854 amino acids. The transcript has 3 exons. NCBI's taxonomy places the organism in Eukaryota, Fungi, Ascomycota, Sordariomycetes, Sordariales, Lasiosphaeriaceae.